Messenger RNA from Histoplasma capsulatum G186AR, 300 nucleotides. RefSeq lists its product as uncharacterized. Bases 1 to 300 code for a protein of 99 amino acids. The transcript has 3 exons. The record is from RefSeq and is a predicted model, not a curated record. Lineage: Eukaryota; Fungi; Ascomycota; Eurotiomycetes; Onygenales; Ajellomycetaceae.
AUGGUCAGAGCGGACGUCCUUGAGCUUGAAACAAUUUUCUCCCGGAGCGCCAAAACCCAAGCAUUUGCCCAGGUUAGUAUUCCGAGCGAAUCGCGCAUAAGUUUGCCCCCGUUGAACCAGCGAAUCCAGGUAGGGCCAAAGGCUAAAUUUGGCUAUGCGGGAUCGAUGAUGGUUUUUGGAGUUAUCAGGGUUGGAGCUCGAUCCUCCGUAUUCGAUUCGCCAAUAAGGUACACUGGACAGGAUCUGGAAAUGCUUCAUGAGAAUGAUCACUUAAAAAGAGAGUUUUUGAUGAUUUAUUAG